Molecule: messenger RNA, 2732 nt
Organism: Lepisosteus oculatus (spotted gar)
Lineage: Eukaryota; Metazoa; Chordata; Actinopteri; Semionotiformes; Lepisosteidae
Gene: ncaldb
Product: neurocalcin delta b
Biological process (GO): calcium-mediated signaling
Molecular function (GO): calcium ion binding; tubulin binding; actin binding
Source: RefSeq, a predicted model, not a curated record
UUUGAAUACUAAAUACCAUGUGAAACUUAGGAAUUGGGAGUUUUUGAAGUGAGUAUCUUUGGAAGACGUCAAAGAGUCUUUACUGCGAAAGCUGUCCUACCAGGUUGUGGCAGAUCCUUGCUUCGGAGAAGAGCUCGACAGCCCUAGGGGGGACCCCAACACCUCGAAUUAAAGCGCCCGUCCAUUGCAACAGGAAACGGACAGCUCCCCAGUCAAACUGUAGGAGUCGCUGCAGAGCAGCAGCUGAAACCCAGACGCCGAGAUGGGGAAGCAGAACAGCAAACUGCGCCCCGAGGUCAUGCAGGAUUUGCUGGAGAGCACGGACUUCACCGAGCACGAGAUCCAGGAGUGGUACAAGGGCUUCCUCAGGGACUGCCCCAGCGGGAACCUGUCCAUGGAGGAGUUUAAGAAAAUAUACGGGAACUUCUUCCCCUACGGGGACGCGUCCAAGUUCGCGGAGCACGUCUUCCGCACGUUUGACGCGAACGGAGACGGGACGAUCGACUUCAGAGAAUUCAUCAUCGCGCUCAGCGUCACCUCCCGGGGGAAGCUGGAGCAGAAACUGAAGUGGGCCUUCAGCAUGUACGACCUGGAUGGGAACGGCUACAUUAGCAAGUCGGAAAUGCUGGAAAUUGUUCAGGCAAUUUACAAGAUGGUCUCCUCGGUGAUGAAAAUGCCUGAGGAUGAGUCGACCCCUGAGAAGAGGACGGAGAAGAUCUUCAGGCAGAUGGAUACCAAUCGAGAUGGCAAGUUGUCAUUGGAGGAGUUCAUCAGAGGAGCCAAGAGUGAUCCCUCCAUAGUGCGUCUGCUGCAGUGCGACCCCAGCAGUGCCGGCCAGUUCUAGACACAAGGCAGAAGAUGGAUUUGCUUGUUUGGGUUAGCUUCCGGGCCUGUGUUGGGUUUUUGCCACCUCCCUGGAGGGAACUGAUGAAGAAAAACUACAAACAAGCACUGAAGACAAGAGCAUGGAGAGAGCAUAACCUGUCCUCACCUGCCGACUGCUGCGCAGGGAAUCCUUACUACUUUAGCUGAGAGAAAAAGACAAAGCUUUGUCCAGGUCAGAAGCAUUGGGUAAAAUACAAAAGCGCCAGAGUUUUAUUUUUACGUAAUAUUGGAAUGAAUUUGCUGUGUUGCAGUCAUUACGGUACAAUUACACAUUUGUGCAUGCGUAUAUGUGUGUGUGUGUGUAAAGAGAGAACGAAAAGAAAGAUAAUAGAUAUUUAUAUACAUGAUAUCGUAGACCUGUAUAUAAGUCUGUGUGAUGAUAUUAUUUACUACUUUGAAAGCAGUUCAUUUUAAGUAUUUAAAAAUUAAUUAUCAGUUGUGGUAAUUUCUGUUUCCAAUUACCAUAAACUUAAUGUACACCAGUAUAUUUGCAUUGUGCAGGACAUUUUGGAGUUAUGUCAACUAUUUUUAAAAAAAUAGUGGACCAUGCAUUUAACUAUGCAUCUGCUGUUGUACACUCUGUGUCUCAGGCAAGUAGUCUUACAGGUUAUCCUCUGAUGAAGACCACAUUAACCCCUACUGCUGUUGAUUUAACAAUUCUUUCUGGAAGUAACAUCAGGUGUUGCCAGCAAUGAAUCUGAUAUUUGUCUGCUUACAGAAGUAGAAUUGUGUGUAUAUACUGUGCUUUGAAUAAGGAUCAGGAUAGUCCUUGUCAUAAGGUGUAAAAAUGUUUAACUGUUUUUUUGUUUGCCAUUGAAUUAAAAUAACUACCACAAAAAUACCAUUAGUUACCAAGACACAAUUGUUUCACUUUAAUUUUUCUUUACUAAAGCACAAUGGUGCUAUUGUUAGAAAAGUGCAUAUUAACUUGCGUUAGGUGGGGUUUUCAUUAUCACUUCAGGUAUAAAUGCCACUGCGCAGGGUAGCACUUUGAUGUUAAAGCAGAGAUGGGCAAGCAUGAAUUUGUCAUGAACAUAUCUUAUAUCUUUUCAAACUAAACUAAACUUAAGCCUGAAGAUAAUUUCUUAAAUUAUUUUAGUUUCAGCUGUUUGAUGUGUUCUGAAUGGCACGCAUGCAAUUGGUUUUAAUAUAUAGUACGCUGUUUGUCAAUUAAACAAUUUGUAUACUUUAUAUGCAUACAUAUAUACACCAUACAUUUGAGAGUUAAGGAAAGAUUAAGGAAAAAUUGUUUUGGCAAGCAGAAAUAGACUUUGACGUUCAGAAAUGACACUUCAGACACCAAUAUAUGAAAGGCGAGGAACAAGAGCUUCAUGAACCAGUGAAAUUUCACAGUCAGUCCUCUUAACUCUUUAUGAAAGAGACUGGUUUGUCAGGAACACAGAAGUUUUUAGCUGUUUCCUUUCCUGGAAAAAAAAAUCUGGGAUGUAUCCCCUAUACUGGAUUUCACAGGUCCAGUCCUGGUUAUGUGAGGUACUGCUAUAGUCAGAAAAACUGAAUGUUUUCAGCCACUGCUGUUUUCUAACAAAGAGUAAAACCCAAAACAUAACAACUGCUGCAAUGACUUUUUUGCAUUUGUAUGCUUUUUUGCAAAUGGGGUAUCAAGCGUAAUAUUUCUGUAUUUAACACAAUCGCAUCAUGUGGUCAAGUGCCAAAAAUACAAACCAGUAUUGUAUAAAUUUAUACUGUAACAAUUGUUAUCUGUCGAACAAAAUGUUUGUAAUUGUUACAUUUUGUAGAUUUUGUAUGGUAAUCUGUUUUUUGUGACAUUGUAGUUUUUGAACAUAGGAAUUUCUUUUAUCCUAUAAACCAACAUUGAAACCUUCAAA